Molecule: messenger RNA, 3910 nt
Organism: Dunckerocampus dactyliophorus (ringed pipefish)
Lineage: Eukaryota; Metazoa; Chordata; Actinopteri; Syngnathiformes; Syngnathidae
Gene: polr2m
Product: RNA polymerase II subunit M
Exons: 4
Coding region: 216-1217 (333 amino acids)
Biological process (GO): transcription elongation by RNA polymerase II; intracellular signal transduction
Cellular component (GO): nucleus; intracellular anatomical structure
Molecular function (GO): transcription elongation factor activity
Source: RefSeq, a predicted model, not a curated record
AAGAAGAAUAACACUUUGAAAGUGCUGCCGCUUCAAUUUUAAAUAAAUGUAUCGCUUUUAAGGGGGUUUAUUCCGUUUUCUCUCCCACCAAAACGACCGAUAAAACUCAUCAGAUUGGAUAGAAAAUAUUUGUUUUAUGAAUAAUGCCGCGUUGAGAAGUGUAGCUAGUUUCCGCUGUUGAGAGCGGCUCUAGCUAACCUGUUUAGCUAGCUGUGAUGUCCUCGCCGUGGACAGAGCGUCAGGGACAGGUGGGAGACUUGAGGAACCAAAGCAGAGAACAGCUCCAAGAACUACUGCUGCGACAGAACACCGUACUCUCGAACAAGAAAUUAAUCGAGACGCUUCCUGACAAAGGGAAGAAGUUGAGGGACUUUGCAGAAAAGAUACGCCUCGCCAUUGAGCACCGUGAUGAAGAAGAAAGGAAGAAGAGUUUGGUGUCAGCCGCCAGAACAGAGUUUCAGUCCAAAUACCAGCAAGCCUUCACUGUGCGACAACUUGCGGUUCAAAGUGAGGUAGCGGCAUCACAGUCCACUGAAGCAUUACCUGUCUGCAUUCAUGCGGAGCAGGACGACAUCACUGUGGGUGGACUUGUCAGCAGAGAGGAUGCUGCUGAAACCAUGGUGACGGCUGCCUCUGGGGCUUCUCUGAACUCUGUUGGGACAAAAGAGGGCGACCUUGCAGAGGCCUUGGAAAGGGUCACAAUCUCUACUCGCACUGGUUUUAGUGGUAAAAACAUGGAUAAGGAGGACAACUACUUUCUCAGGAAGCAGACGUCAAAAAAGCCUCACAUUGUAACAGUCCUUGAAAGGACAGAGAAUACUUCCACCCCUCGUCAUAAAUUCAAACCAAACCAGCUGGCCAACAGAGGCGACAACUCUCCGUCUGGCUCCUCAUCACCCAGUCUGUCGUCUGAGGGGUCGUCUCCGCUCUCGGCGCAGGCCAGGAGGGAGCGUGACAGAAAACACCUGGAUGACAUCACGGCUGCAAAGCUACCUCCUCUCCACCACAGUCCAGCCCAGCUUCUCUCUCUGCAAGAGUCUGCUGACCUGCUGAUUGUACAGACUAAGAAACAGCAGGAGCUCCAGGCCAAGAUGGCAGCACAAAAACUGUCGGAGGGAUUGAAGAUCUGCAUGGACAGCUAUAGUCCUGACAGAGGCCCCAUGGCGGCCUACAGGGAGGUGCAUGAUGGAGCACAGUUCUCCUCAGAAGAAGACUGACCCGGGAAGUUUGUGUGACCUUUGAACCCUGAGAAAACGCAGAUGAUCAGCACCCAAUAGAAAGGGAUAUCACUCCAAGGCCGACAACUCUUGAGAGGACACUCUGCCUUAACAGUGGAUGGAAUUUGAAUGCUACAAAUCUUAUCGCUUAGUUGGUAUCAGGUAUUACAGUUUCCUGCAUGAAUACUCUCAUGUUCUUGUUUCAGGUGCUACAUUUGAAAUAUACAUUUUUUUCUAUUAUGACAAUGAAAUACAAAGUAAACAUCAAACUAUUUAUAUGAGACUAUUUAAAGCAAGCAGCACAAAGUCCUGGCUGAACAGUUUUAGCAACACAAAGCCCUUUUCUUGUCCAAGGUUUUUAUUUAUAUACAAACGAAUAAAUACAUUUCCAUUUAAUUAAAUGGUAUGUGCUUCACUGGAAUAUUGAAUCUAAUAAUGUGUGCAAGGCUCAUAGUAUUUUUCAUGGAAAUAGUGGUAUUGAGAAUAACCUAAAAAAAAGGUGUCCUCUUGAGCCAAAAUUGAACAUAUCAGAAAGUUCAACAUUGUGUGAGUAUGAGUUAUUUGACUGUUAAAAGCAGCAUUUUAUAGUGUUUUCUUAGAGCUCAUAUGCAGGUGGGAUAAGUCAUUGAAGAGUUGCAGCUGAAGGCGCUGCUUGUCUUAAGAUCAUGUGAGGUGUUAUCACGCAGAGAUCAGUGACACGCUCGAUAACGUUAAUCCAGGAGGGAGUAAAAUAUUGAAGCUGGAAGGCCUGAGACAUCUGGACUGCAUUUGGAUGAUGUUGUUGCUGGCCAUGCCGGGCGAUGAUGGGCAGACAGCAGGUUAAUGUAACAAUGCAAAUAGCGUCUCAGCUUUGCUAAUAAUGUCUGUAGAUAAGAUGUGCCAGCUACAGAAGGUACCUUUCCCAUCAUCGCUCAUCCAGCACUUGAACUGCUCAGCUUCUUAAUUCAAACAACCUGAUGCUGAGAGGCGGCGCUUUGAGGAAGACCAGUCUAGGUGAUGAGGGUGGGGUCAUGCGGGUCAGGGUGACGUCUAAAGAUGCCCCAUGAUAACCUUUAGGAAAUGUUGCAGAAAUUAUUUCUAAAGCCCCUUCUGAUUGCUGAUAGGCUCCAGAGUGGCCCGUGUAGAUGAUGUCCAAUAACAAAUCCUCUCUACAGAGAAUCCUCAUUAUGCUGGAAUUAAUCACAGCCCACCUCAGUGACUGUUCCCAAUUAUGGGGCACUUUUUGUUUCUUGCGAUGGUGCACUCAGAAUAAUGUCGUCAAGGAGGAACCAUUCACACGCUUUCUUUCGAAGCUUGUCCACUGAUGAGGUUGUUUAUACUUGUACUUGGGUCCCUGGGCCCCUGUCUCACAUUUGUAAGCACCCCAUGAAGUAGUCUGCAAGUGAUUUGCUCCAGCUCUCGCAUCCGAAAUUACACGUCACGCGGGAAUAGGAAUAAUUUGAUGUUUUGGAGGGGAAAAUGGAAUGCAAUGAUCAAGAACAGUCAGCUCGGUCUUAAAUUAGAUAUAAAGUAUGCAUCAAGUCGGGCCCUCGGCACCAUGAUUGGAUUAUAUCUGCCAGGUUGCAAAGUCUGAGCUCAUGCUUUUUCCACUUGUCAUAUUUUUUUAGGGCACGUGUAGAUGAAAUAAUGUAGCGCACAGCAGCUUUGUGCAGAUGAUGUUCCAGCCUAUCUUCACAUCCUCAUCAGAAACAGCCCUCCCUUUGCUUAUUGCACAAGGCUUGUUUCAAGUGAAGCUGUUUUUCCCUGUUUUAUCAUCUCAAUCACUCAUGUGUUUUACUGAUGAAUUGUCGAAUUUCUUGUGCAGUACAUUUCUCAAUCCGGGCAGGUGCUGGCAAUGAAGUUCUAUCUGGAAGAAAAUACUGGUCUGCUUUUUCUUCACAGUUUAUGUCUGCAGAUAUGUCACGAUGAGACGUGUGUGUGAGAAGAAUCCUGCUUGUGAUAUGAGCAUGCUGAAGAUUUUGCAGCUGUUUGGCCGUGUGUAUAUUCAAACAGUCAUAUGAAUGACUUCUUUACAUGUUUCGGAUAACUUCUCUACCCCCCCCCCACCUUGACCAGAUUCCACCAGCUUCUUUUAGCGUUCAAAUAGUUUGCCACACACAGGCUUGCAUGCUUCACAUUGAGAAAUGUGUUUUUUUUUUUGGAGCAUGAAAAAUUCCAGCCAUCUUGCAGAGGUUAUAAUCCAUCAGUCUUCUAUUUUAAAACUAGUUUUGUCAGAUUAAUGCAUUAGUGCAGCGAUUUUCAAAUUGUGAGCAAGGUGCCAGAAGACUUCUGGGCUGGGAUUUGCAGCAGCUUGAAGAAAAUAUAUUUUUCAAACCUCAAGACAAUAUGAAAAUAUUUUUUGUUUCUGCAUUUCUAAUCUUCAUAAAAACAGUGGCUAUAGAAAGUGAACACACUUCUACUUAACUACUAAAAGGACCACCUUUUGCUUUAAUGGCAUCAGUCUUUUUGCAGCAAGAUGUCAGCAUGGCACAUCUUCUUCCACUCAUCUUUGCAAAAACGCUCCAAAUCAGACGACUUGAAUUGUAGAAGUCAUACGUCUUUAUUUUUUUUGUAAAAGAAAGAACCACAGCAAUAAACUUCAGAAAGACUGUUAUCUGUCACUACAGCGGUACAAGCGAAAUUGUGCAAUCAUCCGUCCGUACAUACACAACAUACAAUACAAUAUGACGGGGGUAGACAGGACAGGAAGAUUG